This is a messenger RNA of Dunckerocampus dactyliophorus (ringed pipefish), 3358 nucleotides long. Its product is annotated as regulator of G-protein signaling 3-like. Gene Ontology annotation, cellular component: plasma membrane; nucleus. The record is from RefSeq and is a predicted model, not a curated record. Lineage: Eukaryota; Metazoa; Chordata; Actinopteri; Syngnathiformes; Syngnathidae. Gene Ontology annotation, molecular function: protein binding. The transcript has 17 exons. The coding region runs from base 180 to 2744 and encodes 854 amino acids. Gene Ontology annotation, biological process: signal transduction.
GAAGGUGGCUGGGCUGAGCAGCUGAAGACAAACGAGAAGGACGAGCGCAAGGAGGACAAGGAGGAGGAGAAGUUUUGUUUGACAUCGUCACGGUCGCCAGGGUGGAGUCACAUCAGCUGUCAAUCACUGUUCAACAUAAAGGAUCAGUCAAGCUGAAACAAACAUCUUUGCUGUGCGCCAUGUUCUGGAAGCACGCCACCUGGUCUUGGCACCGCGAUGACGACGGUUAUAUGCUCACCGCAGAACCUUGGAGAAACCUGGACUCUGGCACAGAUCCCCACCGGAACCACACUGCCGGCACAGCAGCUGGAACUGCUCCUGAAGAGACCCGCGACACCGGCGACCUGUCCACGCCGCACGCCAGCCAUGUGACCAGACACGCCAAAACACAGCUGAUGGUCAGUGUUAUCCGAGGAGACGACGGCUUUGGGUUCACUAUUUGCUGCAACAGUCCAGUGCGGAUUCAGUCUGUGGACACGGGAGGUCCCGCUCAUCAGUCUGGUCUCCUUGAGGGAGAUGCUGUUCUGCAGCUGAACGGGCUUCCUGUGGAGACCUGGAAGUGUGGCGAUCUGGCUCAUGCUAUCAGGAGCUGUCCCACUCAGAUUGUCCUGGUGGUGUGGAGAGGGUCACCUGGGUUCAGGGCGGGCUUUUGUGAGUCUUUGCUCCACCCACUAGCAUCCAGCAAGACCACAAAGUUGCUGCCUCAACCCGCCCACAGUAAACAUGGCCGCAGACGGCAUCAGGGAUCAGUGGUGAGAUCUAGUCUGGGGGUACUAGGUUCUCUGUGGAGGGACUGUAAAGAAGAUGAAGAACAUUGCACCGGUGUGACAUCAAGUGGCGACAAUUACAUCAUCCUGUCUCCUGUUGGUCCAGAAGAACAGCUCCUCCAUCCUGUCCUCGAUGACAGAGCCAGGACGAUCGGACGUCUAUACCAGACUCUCACCGGGAGAGGUCUGAACCUUCUCAAUGAACAGCAAGACGGGUCGUCAUGGCAACCACUCACCCGCCACGCCGUCAGCUUGGCCACUUCCACCUCCGCUACCUUGCGUAACUACGGCAACUACCAGAACUGCACCAUCAUUCAAUCACAUGUGCCCUCCUACAACACCCUACAUCCUACAACGCUCAUCUUCCCCGUAUCUGUUCAGCCUUUGGAUCUGUGCAGUCCUGACAGAAUGCUGCUACUGCCAGAAGAAAUGAUUCUCCACCAGGCUGACCAACUGCCUCAAAAGGUGACUGUUUUGAUCUACAGUGAUGUUCUGCUGGUCAGCAGAAAGGAUGAAGCUGGACGCUGUCACGUCCUGAUGAGUCCACUGUACAUCAACACACUGCAACUUCAAGAGGGUAACAUUGCUGAUAUCAUUAUCAUCACUAGUAGUCGUUUGUUGUUGGUUGUUUGUUUGUUUGAGUACUUUGUUGCAGUGGCGUCGACGCCUCGUCACAUCUACUUCCUGCAGAGUGCUUCCAAGGGUUGGCAGGUGGUCUUCAGUUUGGAAGCCUUCAGUUUGGAGCAGAAGCUUCGAAUGAGUCUCUGUCUCCAUGACAACAUCCAACAACAGCUGGUUGCCAUGGAGACUGUAGACAGCCAGCAGUUCUCAGACCUCACCUCCUUUCCUGGCUCCUUUCCUGACUCCUCUACAGAUCCUCACCUCCUCCACCCGUCUCCUACCUUCCCUCCCCUGAAAGUCACCCCUCCUCCUGCCUUCUCUUCUCCCGCCACUACAGUUUUACCCACCUUGACCGAGCUCCUCCCCCCUCCUUUGCCCUCACCUGUCUGGAAGGAGAGAGGGGCAGGAGGGGAGGAGGAGGAGCAUCAGCAGGGGGAGGGGGAGAGUGCCUCUGAAAUGUCAGAAAAUGUUGGGGGGCGGGGCUUACUCCUCAACCCCGCCCAUUUCACAUUAGAGGCGCAUAAGAGUAAUGAAGAGGAGGAGAGAACACAUACCGCAGAGGACUUAAGCUCCGCCUCCACACCGGCAGUCCUCAGGCGCUCACUUUCUGAGGGUUCUCUGCAACAACCUCCAUCAGGCCACUCGCGUUCUGACAGCACCAUCCACUGCCUCACCCGCGCCCUAACCUUUCACCUCCACACCUCCCACCCCUCCCUUCACACUCUCAGGAAACACCUGACAACAGAGGACGGCUCUCUUCACCACAUGCUGCUGCUCAAUGGCUCCAAGGAUGUUGAAGUUAGAAAUCACCUUAGGAAGAAAACCAAGAGUCUUGCUGCAGACGUGCGCAGUGGUUUUCCGUUCCUGCGCAGACGGAAGCGUUGGGUCCAAUGUGGCAGCUUGGAGAGAGCCCUGAGGAACACCAGCGUGUCUUCCUCCAGGCCGUCUGCAGGGGAGGUAUUGAAGUGGGCGGAGAGUCUUGAGGCCCUCUUGGCCAAUCAGUAUGGUCUUGCGGUGUUCCGUCACUUCCUGAAGUCCGAGUUUAGCGAGCAAAACCUGGACUUUUGGUCGGCUGUGGAGAGAUUCAAGGAGACACACCCCCUCAGCAAGAUGGCUGCCAGCGCCGCCAAAAUCUAUGAGGAGUUUAUCUCAAGCAGCGCACCCCGGCAGGUGAACGUGGAUUCAAAGGUCAGAGAGUCAACCAAUCACAGCCUGCGUCUCGGCGUUCACCCCGCCUCCUUCCAGCUGGCCCAGGAUUGCAUCUUUGACCUGAUGGAGGCCGACAGCUACCCACGAUUCCUCAAGUCCCACCUCUAUGCUCAACUGGCCAAUCAGGACACAGGGGUGGUCCAUUAGAGCCAAGCAACUUCUGGCCAGCCCGCCAAUCAGAACCGUAGCCCAGAACCUGACAACCAAGACUUGUAAUCCUAUGACGAGAUCCAUUCCUGUUCGACUGCGCCAGGUUCAGAUAGGUCAAAGAAGUUCUGACUGGACAAACAUUGUUCAGAGGUUCUGACACACGUAAGCAAUGAAGUCAACUUCAAUGUGUCACAUGAUCAGCUAGAAGAUGACAAAACCAACCUGACAGAAGAUACCUACAGUAGAAGAUGAUGGAACCAACCCCAUAGGCCAGUACCGGGCUGCGGGGCUUGGGGACCACUGCCAUAGAAGACUGCCAAACCAACUCCAUAGAAGACUACAGAACCAACCCCAUAGAAGACUACAGAACCAACCCCUUAGAAGACUGCAGAACCAACCCCAUAGAAGACUGCAGAACCAACCUUAUAGAAGACUGCAGAACCAAUCCCUUAGAAGACUGCAGAACCAACCCCAUAGAAGACAACAGAACCAACCCCGUAGACUACAGGAAUCAAUGAAUAGGGUCAAUGAAUUAAUGAACCAACCUGAUAGAAUAGACAGAACCAACCAAUCAAUGCUUUUAAGUGUUAAUGGGGACGAAUAAAAGAUGA